AUGACUUCAGAUCAAUCUCCGCUACAACUGGCCGCGGGUGUAGCGAAGCACAGUUCUUUUCGUGCUUGUAACGGGUAUGCGCGGGGACAGGCGGGUGGUGGAGGGGAUGGAGUGGUUCGUCGCGGCACGGGGCUAGAGCAGGACGAGGAGCAGGAGGAAGAGUGGGACGAGGAGAGGGAGCAGGAGGAAGAUGGGGAGGAGGAUGAAGAAGACGAGGAAGGGGAGGAGGCUCUGGAGGUGUGUUCACAGAUGGACGAUGCAUGGUAUGCUGCACGGCUGUGGGUUCUACCUGCUGGGAAAAGAAGAAACGGAGCGGCAUUGGGGACAGGCGGGGAUGGAAGGAGAGGGCAGGGCGGUGGAGAUACGGAUGGCAGUGAUAAUGAUGAUAACCCAGACAGAGCUAGCCAUGGCAAUCACCAUUCCAAUCAUCAUAACCAUUCCCGGAGGCUGUUGGUGGAGUUUAAGGGGUUCAGUGGGGAGGAGGAGGUGCUGGCAGGCGAGCAGCAGGUGCGGGCGAGGGUGCGAUUCGUGUCGCACCAGCUGCAGGACGCGCGGUGCUGGGCGGUGAAGCGUGGUGACAAGGUGUGCGCGUACCGCGUCAGUGGCGAGCAGUGCACGUACUACGAUGCCCGCGUGCUUCAGGUGGGGACUCCCUUUGCACUCUCUCCCUUUGCACUCUCUCCCUUUGCACUCUCUCCCUUUGCACUCUCUCCCUUUGCACUCUCUCCCUUUGCACUCUCUCCCUUUGCACUCUCUCCCGUUGCACUCUCUCCCUUUGCACUCUCUCCCUUUGCACUCUCUCCCUUUGCACUCUCCCAUUUGCACUCUUUCUCCUUCUCCCGCUCCUCUUCAUCUUUGUCGCCGUCGCUGUCCUUGUCCUCCUCCUCCUCCUCCUCCUCCUCCUCCUCCUCCUCCUCCUCCUCCUCCUCCUCCUCCUCCUCCUCCUCCUCCUCCUCCUCCUCCUCCUCCUCCUCGACCCAAUGGUUCACCUCUCCUUCCAUUCCCCCUUCCAUUCCAAGCACAUUUCCACCCCAUUCAUCACACCAGGCCACACGAGAGCCACCCGUGAUUCACCAGGAGCACACAUGGGCGCACGGCGAGGAGGAGUGCACCUGCCACUUCUCCCUGCGCUGGCUCGCAGGCCCCGCCAAGGGCCAAGUAAUGGAAGCAGGGUGCGCACACAUAUGCACUCUCGACCCCCGUGACGUAGCGACCUGCCAUCCCCUCAUCGCCUGGUACAUUCACUCGCAGGACCUCAUGCCUCCCCCUGAGCGAUUCAUCCUUGCAAAGUCCAGGCAGGCCUGCUUAGUUCCCUCUCCACGUGUUGCUGCUGGGGGGUUUAGGGUGGCUGGUGCUGCUGCUGGGGCUAAUGGUGGUCGUGGUGCUGGUGAUGCUCGUGGGAUGGGGGGUGGUGUCAAGGUUAGUGGUAAGGGAGGUUCUUUCAAGGGUGCUGCAGGUGCUGCUGCUAGGGAUGGUCUGUCUACUGCCCCGCUGCUUGCGCUGAGAGGAGCCGAGGCCGUGGUGGGGAAGAAAGAGCGGAAGCGCAAAUGGGGUGGUGCUGCUGAUGCUGCUGGUGUUGAUGCUGACAUUGAAGAUGGGAACGAAGAAGACUCACGCAGUCGUAUUAAGGAGAAGGUGAAAAAGAAGAGGAAGCUGUAUCGAGGAGAUGGGAAUGGGGUACGGGCUGAGCGCCACGCUGGUAGACAUGCCAUGGUGGUAUAUAGAGAUAACCCACCACACAGAGAGGCAAGCGAGGCAAGAGGGGACAGAGAUGAAAGAGUUGAAAGUGCGGAAGCAGAUAAUGCAGGGAUGCAUUCAGUUCUGCCAACGCCAUCGCCACUCACCCCUCUGCACCAUGCUGCUGGUGCCGCCUCACCGCUCACUCCAGUCAGUCCUGCCUUUACACACAUCCUUGCACUCCCUGCUGUCCGCCCUGCCCCGCUCUCGCCAAAACCUCAGUUGUCAAUGCCUCACACCUCGAAGCAUCACUCCCCAACGCCUCACUCCUCAAAACCCCACUCGCCAGAACCUCACUCCCCUCAGCUUCGUGUGAGAAGGCAUGAGCGCUCUCCUGUGGAGAGUCGUCCUGGCUCGAGGGUAGAGCGAGAGGAGGAGUGGGAGGGCUGGAGAGAAGGGGAGGGGGGUGGGCGGCGAGGCUCCGGGCAGGAGGAGGAGAGGAGGGAGCAGGGGGUGUUGAGAGGUGCAGGGAUGAAGCGAAGUGAGGCUAGAUUUUCUCCUGUAGCUGUUCACACUGCUGCUGCUGAUGGUGUUGUUGGUGGUGGUGGUGCUGCUGGUGGUGGUGGGGCCAGAGCAGCAUGGGCGGAUGGGCAUGGUGGGAGGUACGAGCACCCCCGACGUGCGAUGCGAAGCCCGGAGGGUAACUUGGAGCAACGGGGAUAUGACACAGCACGGUACUGGUCGAGAAGCCCUUACACUGCGUCCCCCACUCCUCCCCACACUGCGUCCCCCACUCCUCCCCACACUGCGUCCCCCACUCCUCCCCACACUGCGUCCCCUGGUCCUCCCCACACUGCGUCUCCCACUCCUCCCCACACUGCGUCCCCAACUCCUCCCCACACUGCGCCUGAGAGUGCUGCUCGUCAUAGCGAGUAUAACAGUGAGCACCAUAGCGGGUAUCACAGUAACUGGUACGGGCGAGGGGGUGAAAGGGCACGGAGUGGAGACAGGGGAGGGGGGGACGGUGAGGAGAUGUGUGGGGCGCGGGAGAGGGAUCAUGCGGGCGAUUCUAGGAGGGGCUUGGGCAGGGAUGGGUAUGUGGAUGCACAUGGGAUGCAGGGUGAUGAUGAAGAGAUGGGCAUGCGGCAUGGGUACCAUGAAACGUUUCUGGAGAAGCGGAAAGAGGUGGGGAUGGGGAGGUACGAGGGGUUGGACGGGGAAUGGGGAAGGGUGGUGAGAAGAGGGGAUGAUGUGGAUGGGAGGAGGAGGUUGCGAGAGAGGGAGAGGCAGGUGAGGGGUUUUGGUGUGGAAGGGGAGAGGGAACAUGGGCGAGAGAGAGAGAGGGAAAAAGGUAGUAGCAGGGAGAGGGAUAAGGAUAGACACAGGCAUCGGGACAGGGUGGGUGGAAGGGAGAGAGAGAAAUACAAGGAGAGGGGGGAGGAAUUGCAUGGGGAGAGGGAGGAGAGGGAAAAGAAGCUGGAGAUGGAGAGGGAAGGGGAGAGGGUUAGGGAUAGGGAUAGGGAUAGGGAUAGGGAUAGGGAUAGGGAUCGGGAUAGGGAUAGGCAUAGGGAUGGGGAUAGGGAUAGGGAGAGGGAGAGGGAGAGGGAAAGGGGGGGAGAGAGGGAGCGGGAAGAAGAGAGGGUUAGGGAGAGGGAGAGGAACAGGGAUAGGGAUAGGGUGGUGCUAGCCGUGCAGGAUAGACAUGGGGGGGUCUGGGAAGCGGAGGGGGAAGGCGAGGCAAGGGGUGGAAGCAAUAGAAACAGGUCACACAAGCAGGAGCAUCUGGUAGAGAGAGGCUUUGGAGGGGGAGAAGGAGAUGGAUAUGAUGGAGAGAGGGGUCGUGGAGUGGGAGGGAGAGGGAAGGAGGGGUUGCAUGAGGGCGAGUGGGGCAGCAGCCGCAGUGUAAGCAGGGAUAGGGAAGGGCACAGAGAGGGGUUGUUGAGUCCUGGAGGGGUGGAGGGUGGAGAGAUGGAGAGGCGGAGUUGGAGCAGGGACCGGGAGGGUGGGGGCAGGGAAAGAGGGGGUGGGGGGAGGGAACGGGAAAGGGGGGCCAGGGAACGAGAGGGUGGGGGCAGGGAAAGGGAGAGAGGAGGCAGGGAAUGGGAGAGAGAGGGCAGGGAAGGGGAGAGAAGAGGCAGAGAGUGGGUGAGAGGGGGAAGGGAAGGGGAGAGGAGGGGUAAGGAGCGGGAGAGAGUGGACAGGGAAGGGGAGAGGAGGAGCGGGGAGUGGGAGAGCAGGAGCAGGGAGCGGGAACGAGGGGAGCGGGGAAGGGACGAGGAGGGGGAGGAAGGAAGGCAUGAUGAGUGGGAGAGGGGUAAUAGCUUCAGCAGAGAGCAGUCAGCUGAGGAGAGGAACAGGAGAGGGGAUAGUGAUGAUGGGGCUUUAAGAGGAGCUGGCGUGGUGGGGCAUAGUUUGGCAGGGGAUUUGCAUGAGAGGGGGGAAAGGCGACGAGGGGAGGGAGACGGGGGUAGAGAGGGAGGAGGGCGAGGAGGAGGUGGUUCAGGGGGUGGAGAAAGGGGAGGAAGCAGAGGGGAGGCAGGGCGAGGGGGGGGAGAAGGCAGUGGGUAUGGAACUCAUGGGAAUGGAAUCAGAGGGAGAGGAGGAGGAGGAGGAGGAGGUGGUGGUGGUGGUGGUGAUGGUGGAGGUGGGGAUGGGGAUGGGCGGGAUGGCAGGCAGUGGAGGCGGGAGAGAGAGCAUGCACUCCCUGUUGCUACGACCCGUGCUGCUGGAACACCACUCGCUUCUGAUACUGCUGCUGCUAAGAGCAGCGCUGAUGGUGCUGCUGCCGCUGCUGCUGGUGCGGACAUCAGCACAGGCGGUCCUGGCAGCGGUGCUGGCGGCGGUGCAAGCGGUGAAGGUUCAAGGUCAAAAGAGGCUCAACUCGCAUCUGCUGCUCCUGUCUUUGCCUCUCAUGCGCCUUCCUCCACCUGGGAUGGCCGGCAGCCGCGAGGCAGAAGCGCGGUCGUUAGAGGGGGGCGAGUAGUGGCAGUCCGGGGAGGGGUUCCAGAGACUCCCCAAAGGUCUCUCCCAAGAGUCGUUAGAGGUGCUGGCGGUGGCAGUGGUAGUGGUGGUGGUGGUGGUGGUGGUGGUGGUGGCAGCAGCAGCAGCGCGGUUGUUAGAGGUGGGCGGGCAGUGGCGGUCCGGGGCAGGCCUGUUGCUGUGAGGGGAGGGCGAGCCGGAGCAACAAGUUCUGUGAUUAAGGCAGAGGAAGGGGGAUUACCUGCAGAAGCAGAGGAACGGGGAAUGCGGUGGGUGGGUGGGAGGCGAGAUGUGGAGGAUACGUUAAGAGUGGAUGCACGUAGAGGGAGUGGGGACAACGUGAGGAGAUUAAAUGUGGAUACUCCACCCGCUGUGCUGCAAUCCCCUCCCGUUGCUGCUCUCGUUCCUCAAAACACACCUCCUCCCGCUCCUCCUGCUGCUGCUGCGGCUGCUGCUGCGGCUGCGGCUGCACCUGUGAGCCAUGCCAUGGCGCCCACCAUGCCCAGCGCAUGGGCCACAGAUGGUGCCACGGCGGUGGUGGUCAUUGAGAACUUAGAGGAUGAUACGGUUGCUCAAGACGUGCGAGAUGUGGUGCAGGUAAUUCCCUCUUCGCUGCAUGCUCGUGCUUGCUUGUCGAGCCCUUUACAUGAGCUGCCCAAUCUCUUUGCUUCGCUUGUCCUUUUAUUUCUUCCUUUCAUUCUUUAUUAUGGUUCACUAGACCGACCCCUCCUUCCACCGGACACUACCACUCGCUUGCAGGCGCUCACAGUGUUUCCAGUGCUGGGAGCGGCGUUCUUCCCCCGGCACCCUCUGCGCGACCCCCCUGGGGCCGCAUGGGCGGCUCUGCUCUUCCGCUCGCGCGACGAGGCCGCCAGUGUGGAGCGCUUCCUCUCGCACGACGCCGCUGUCAUGCCCUCCGCCACUCGCAGGCCCUGGAGAGCGUGGGUGAUGCAAGGGCAACCAGCUGCAGACCUCAAGCGAUACCUGGUGCCAUCACAGCAGCAGCAGCAGCAGCAGCAGCAGCAGCAGCAGCAGCAGCAGCAGCAGCAGCAGCAGCAGCAGCAGGAACCGCAUACUGAGCGCAUAAGUUCCCGCACCGAGACGGCUGCUUCUUCUGCUGCUACACCUAUGGUAUCCACCCCUCACUCUCCCACACCAACGAACACCACAUCCCCAACCCGUUUUCCCUUCUCUGUGGUCCUGUCUUUUGAGUUUUUGAGAAUUUACAAAACCUCCCUGUCCCUCUUUGUCUCUGCAUCUCAUUUCGACCAGCCUCCACUCAUGCUUCUCCUCUCCCACUUCGUCUCACCUGCCCCCUCCCAUAUCCCCAACCCCCCCAACUGUCCCAGGAGGCCUGCUCUGUAUCGUUCCCACCUGGAAACACGCAGCCACUUCCUUCUCAAGGCACCAGAGAAACCGCCACACCAACACUACCUCACACAGCUGUCGCUCCCCAUGUCUCACGAUCCAAUUCCCUGCCCCGACCCUCCUCGGCUCGACCCUCCUCUCCCCGACCAUCCCGUUCCCGACCCUCCUCUCCUCGACCGGGUGGGAGAAGCGCGGUGCCGCCUCAUUUGUCGCUCGUGCCGUGGCAGUCGGAGGCCGCAGAGCUGCAGCGGCGGUGGAGGCGCAUGA
Molecule: messenger RNA, 6291 nt
Organism: Closterium sp. Naga37s-1
Lineage: Eukaryota; Viridiplantae; Streptophyta; Zygnematophyceae; Desmidiales; Closteriaceae
Source: the annotation of a GenBank genome assembly